AUAUCCGGUAUCAAUCGAGGAAAGUCGAGAAAAUCGCGGUCGGGGACAAACAAGCAAGUUUAAUUUUUUUUCAGCUGAUAACAUGGCAGUUGCUGUCUGAAAUACACCACACCCUGUCAUGUUCAUCACCGUGGGCUACCUCAUUCUUGCCGCCUAUCAAUGGUACAGAGACAGACUACGCCACUCCAUGAUCCACCGAUGCAUUUCAGCCUCUCUUCGAGUUGGAAGUGUUGUGGUUCAAAAAGUGAGCACAUCAAAUCAAAACAAUGUGAAGCUGUCCCUCAGCUGUUCCAAGCUUGUAGAAAAGGUGGAUAAUUUGCUUGUUACAGAGGUUUACAAUGAUGAGGAUAUCUCUGUCUCACAAACUGUACCCAAGGUUUGCGUAAACUUGGAGAAAUGGACAGCGUACUAUCAAGAUAUCAGUCACGCUCAGCUGACCGCUCGAGAUAAGGAGGUCACGGUUCUCCUGGAGUCUAUCCGUCCGGCUGAUCUUGAGACGUUUGCUGAGGAACAGGUGCAUGUGUCCUCAAAAAAGUCAUUCCAUAUACUUGAUCAUGGUCAUCCGCUGGCUUGGAACACAGGUCCACCAUUUGGGAUUGUGAUGCAGUGUUCUGAACUGGACUUUCUAGCUCUCUGUUUAUCCUUCAUGGAUAAUUGUAUUAUUAUGGAAGAAGAUCUACAAGUGAAUAAAAUUAUCAGUGUUCAAACAUCAGGGAAGGCGGCCAGCUUGGUUAAUCUUGACCUCAGAGAGAUUCAGGCCUUGGAGGACACGAGUAGCCAGUGGUCAAAUGAGUCGUUAGCCGACACGGCCAGUCUGGUCAAUCAUGACGUGCUAGAGAGCUCCAGCCAAGACUGGGAAGGGUUGGAGGCAGAGAAUGGGAUAGACAUGGACAACUCAGAAGAUAUGGACAUUGUGAUGGCAGAAAGUGGGUCAGGGGAAGCCAUGUUUGACCCAGAUAAUCUCAAUGUAGUCCCACCCACAGCCUUGAAGUCUUCUAAACCCCCUAACAUCGUGGUGUAUUGUGGGAAGAAGGAUGCCAGUAGGAAAUUUCAGAAUCUGAAGCAGGUUUUAGAGCAGUGUGUGCAUAAUGACUGUUAUGUUAUUUAUCAUCUGAAGCAUGAGGAGGUUCACACAGUGCCUUGGGCCGAAAACACGGCUCUGCUGGUACUGACGGAGGAGAACUUGUACGACCAAAAUGACGACAUCAUUUGUCGCUAUUUUGAAAGGGGCGGCAGGCUGAUCAGCUUUGGUAGUAACGUGGAUGCGAAUUUUGUACCUAGAAGAGAACUGCACAAGGGAACAGGGAUAAGGAAUGUGAGCUAUGGAAAAAUUCAAAACGUGCCUUUGUUAUGUGGGCGGUACUCGUACAUGAUUGACAGGACUAGAACGGACAUAACUGUGGAUGUAUUGGCUACCGAUGACAAAGAGCAGACAUUAGCUGUGGAGGUUACACAGAAUGUUCCAGAACAAAUUCCUGGCAAAGCUAUACUGUCUCAGGUGUUGCUAGAUCAGGAUCCGACAGAUGUAGCCCUGACCCAGGACUCGUUUAACCAGUUGAAAAAGUCAAAUCCUGCCCGGUUUGAAAUUCUAACCCUCAUGUUAACAGGAAUGGGAAUCCAUUGUGAACAUGUGACCCAACCUGACCUUUCACCUUGUUUUCUACUGGCUAAUGACCAAGUAAACAAAGUUAGACUGUUGAACAAAAUUGCGCAGCGACUUAAAAAUGGUAUACUGAAGUCGGCCAAUGUCAGCCUGCAGUUUAUUCCUAAAUGGGUUCCCGAGGUCAAGGUCACAUCGACCCAACUUCCUGUUGUCACUGACAAAAUGGAGGAGUUGAAGUACUUCAAUAUAGAUGAAUACUGGGACAACUUGACAACAGUCAAGUUAGGAAAUGUUGUUCUCUAUACAGAUGUUGUCCCUUCAACCAUGUCAUUGCUAGAUGGCCUCCAGUUUUCUGAGCCGAAAACAGUUGGAUUGGUAGCCAUUGCUGGUAGACAAACUCAAGGACAAGGAAGAGGAGGUAACUCUUGGCUGAGCCCUGAAGGUUGUGCAAUGUUUUCCUUGCAUGUCAGGAUUGAGGGAGAAAAUUCAUUAGCACAGGCAGUGUCAUAUCUCCAACAUAUCACAUCCCUGGCUGUGGUAGAAAGUGUACGCACCCUUCCUGGAUAUCAGGACAUUGAUCUCCGUCUGAAAUGGCCGAACGACAUUUACUACAGCGACAAGAUGAAGCUGGGAGGAGUGGUGGUUAAGUCGUCCUACGUUAAUGGUGUUUGUGAUACCAUUAUAGGAUGUGGUUUUAAUGUCAGUAAUACAAAUCCUACAAUCUGUAUUAACGAUGUGAUCAAGUUGUUUAACAAGGAACAGAGCACGUCUCUUCCAUUGCUGUCUAAGGAGAAAUUAAUGGCGCGAACCAUUAACAUCAUAGAGGAAAUCGUUAACGAAUUUCAGAGGAAUGGACGGACGGAAUUCUGCAAAAAGUAUUAUCAAAGAUGGCUGCAUGGUGGCCAUAAGGUGCAGCUAGAAACAGAGGGGGACAAAGUCUUUACCGUUCAGGGAGUGGACGAGUAUGGCUACCUUAAAGUAACAUCAAACGAUGGACAGAUGAUCAGUGUUCAGCCAGACGGGAACAGCUACGACAUGAUGAGGAACCUGAUCCAUAUGAAAACUCACUAAACUAUGGUGAAAAUCAGUAUCUCAAAACUGAUAUCUCAAUUGGCAUGGAUUUAUCAAAUUGAUUUGAAAGUCCCAACCUCUUUUUCUUUACACAUUUUAACCUGGAUAUCUUGAAUACUCGGAUAUCUCAAA
Saccostrea cuccullata (small rock oyster) is the source of this 2806-nucleotide messenger RNA. RefSeq names its product biotin--protein ligase-like. NCBI's taxonomy places the organism in Eukaryota, Metazoa, Mollusca, Bivalvia, Ostreida, Ostreidae. The record is from RefSeq and is a predicted model, not a curated record. The coding region runs from base 119 to 2674 and encodes 851 amino acids. Gene Ontology annotation, cellular component: cytoplasm. Gene Ontology annotation, molecular function: biotin--[biotin carboxyl-carrier protein] ligase activity. The transcript is spliced from 13 exons. Gene Ontology annotation, biological process: protein modification process.